Molecule: messenger RNA, 824 nt
Organism: Racocetra persica
Lineage: Eukaryota; Fungi; Glomeromycota; Glomeromycetes; Diversisporales; Gigasporaceae
Source: the annotation of a GenBank genome assembly
GUCCACCAAAGAAUGGCGAGAAUGUGCCAACUUUAAUUCGAAUGAAUAAAGAAAAAUUCGAAUAUACUUUGGAUUUAUCCGAAAUUGCUGGGCGGUACUACAAACUGCAUCCAGGCAUCAUCCGUAGCAUGUCUGUUACUAUUCCAUUACCAUAUCCUGAUCGGAAAUCGUUAGUUGACGAGGCUUUAAAGCAGGAUGUAUGUGAGACUAGUCCAAGGAAACAAAUGGCCAAACGAUCAAUGGCAUUACCGCCAUUACCAUCUUCAAGCAACAAAAAGUUCAAGGCCAAUGAUUAUGGAUCGGUAAUUCGUGACAAUAAAGUGAUUCAUAAUGCUUUCGCACAGAAUACGUCCCAAAAGUCGAAUGUUUCUACCAUCUCUACCACCUCUGCUACUUCCGUUACCCCCGUCGCUUCCGUUACCCCCGUCGCUUCCGUUACCCCCGCUGCUUCCGUUAACCCCACUGCUUCCGUUAACACCGCUACUUCAAUCACUUCAGUUAUCCCCGCUACUUCAAUCACUUCAGUUAUCCCCGCUACUUCAGUCACUUCAGUUACUCCCGCUACUUCAAUCACUUCAGUUACUCCCGCUACUUCAGUCGCUUCAGUUACUUCAGUUACUCCCGCUACUUCAGUCGCUUCAGUUACCCCCGCUACUUCAGUUACUCCCGCUACUUCUGUCGCUUCUGUUUUUCCCAUUUCUACUAUUCCUGCUGUUCCCGAUAUUUCUGCUGCCUCAAUAAAAGUUACUGUAAUAGUUUCUCCAACUAUUUCACUUUUAGAUGAAUCUGAUACAGAAAUAUUGGAUACAAAUUUUGAUAUGUAA